Meriones unguiculatus (Mongolian gerbil) is the source of this 4967-nucleotide messenger RNA. RefSeq names its product phospholipid phosphatase related 5 (gene Plppr5). The record is from RefSeq and is a predicted model, not a curated record. Gene Ontology annotation, biological process: phospholipid metabolic process; phospholipid dephosphorylation; signal transduction. Lineage: Eukaryota; Metazoa; Chordata; Mammalia; Rodentia; Muridae. Gene Ontology annotation, molecular function: phosphatidate phosphatase activity. The coding region runs from base 1125 to 2090 and encodes 321 amino acids. The transcript has 6 exons.
CCAAGCUACUUAAAUAUCCACUCUCGUGGAUGCCUACGCAAGCAUUUUGUAUGCUUGUGCUGUGACUCUGCGUGGGUCUCCUGACCUCAGAGGAAUCCCGCUAUUCCCUGAACUCUGGGAAUAGCAACAUGAGGCACAAAGCUCUUUCGCCCUCCCCUGGUGACUGGUACCCCUGGGUCCCAAGAAUCUGCAAUGCCUCAUCUCCCAAGCAGCUAAUCAGAGGAGACUGAGAAGAUGGGAAAGGAUUUGUGGGGAAUCAACCUGGAAAGAGCUGGUUUACCCAAGAUGAUGCCUCUGAAGCUAGGAGCCUUGGUUCUGUGCUUGUAUUUACAAAGCCUUGGGAAACUGGAGGGGAAGCAAAGGCAUCCAGAAUCUAAAAUCCUCUGAGAUAAUUUGUCAUUGCCUUGGAAGCCACACCACCAGGCUGCUGUCCUGCGCUGGGGUCAGAGUCCGGGCAGUGCUGUGAGCACCGAGGCUGCAAGUCGCCAGAGCCACCCGGCGCUUCGCGCUCCUGUGGGCUUUGCGCUCUGAAGACGUGUCCCCGCACCAUCUUCCCAGACGCUGUGCGGGAGGUCUGAAACAGCCCAGCUGGUGCCUCGAAAGGGAGUUUCUAGAAGCUCCAUCUCUGCUGCCUCCCCUCCCCUUCCGAUUUGGAAUUAUAACCCCGCCAGGGAGCUGCCGCAGCUCCACCACAGCCUCCGCCCGCCCUCCGAAGGGACAAGGUGCCACCGACGCCGCUCGCCGCUGGCCGGCCCCGGGGUCUGACCCUAGCGCCGCCGCGGUGUCGCGGAUGCUCCGGUGGCGGAGCCGGGGACUCCCCGCCCUUGCGCGCGACCCCGCUGCUGGGCGGGCGGCGCUUGCGGCGGGCAAGGGGCGGGCAGGGCAGCUGGGACUCGUCCGGGGGUAGCCGCCUCCUCUGCAUCCCGCCCCGCGCCUCCCGGAUCCCCGGCCGCAUCCUCCGCCUCUGCCUCCAGCGGCUGCCAGCCUCCUCCUCUCGCCACCCCGGCCUCCCGCCGCCCCCUCCGCCGCGCCCCCGUGACUGUGCCUCGGCGGAGCCGGGAGGAGGGGGCCUGUGGCGCGUCGGCCGCCCCGCUCUGUUCGGCGGGCUUGGCCGGGAGGCGUGCAUGCCCCUGCUGCCCGCCGCGCUCAUCAGCAGCAUGCUCUAUUUCCAGAUGGUGAUCAUGGCAGGGACGGUGAUGCUGGCGUACUACUUCGAAUACACCGACACAUUCACCGUGAACGUGCAGGGCUUCUUCUGCCACGACAGCGCCUACCGCAAGCCCUAUCCGGGCCCAGAGGACAGCAGCGCGGUGCCCCCGGUGCUCCUCUACUCGCUGGCCGCUGGCGUCCCAGUGCUCGUGAUAAUAGUUGGAGAAACCGCAGUGUUUUGCCUACAAUUAGCCACAAGGGAUUUUGAAAACCAGGAAAAAACUAUUUUAACGGGAGAUUGUUGCUAUAUAAACCCUCUGGUACGCCGAACUGUCCGAUUUCUUGGAAUUUAUGCAUUUGGGCUGUUUGCUACAGACAUCUUUGUCAAUGCUGGGCAAGUGGUGACAGGAAACCUGGCCCCACACUUCCUGGCCUUGUGUAAGCCCAACUACACAGCGCUGGGCUGUCAGCAGUACACACAGUUCAUCAGUGGGGAGGAAGCUUGCACGGGCAACCCGGAUCUCAUCAUGAGAGCGAGGAAGACAUUUCCAUCCAAAGAAGCUGCCCUCAGUGUCUAUGCUGCCAUGUAUCUGACGAUGUACAUUACCAACACUAUCAAAGCCAAAGGAACCAGACUUGCUAAGCCUGUUCUAUGCUUGGGAUUAAUGUGUUUGGCCUUUCUUACUGGACUCAACAGAGUAGCAGAAUAUCGAAAUCAUUGGUCAGAUGUGAUAGCAGGCUUUCUAGUUGGAAUAUCUAUAGCAGUAUUUCUGGUUGUUUGUGUGGUGAAUAACUUCAAAGGAAGACAACCAGAAAAUGGGCACACUCACAGGGACAGUGCUGCCCGGAUGCCAAUGAUCAACAUUCCUCGGGUAGAAAGCCCUUUGGAAAAGGUAACAUCUGUGCAGAACCACAUCACUGCCUUUGCGGAAGUCACAUGAUACAGAAGCAGAUGGUUUUUCCCUGCACUGGACAUCAUCCCUUUUUACCAUCCAUUCAUAACAAAGUUUAUUUGAUUACACAGGAAAUUUAUAAAAACAUGUCUGAGACUUUUUAUAAUUUUGAAACCCAAUAACACCCUCUCUGAGACCCUUCCCCUACCCCUACCCCCCCCAAUAGACUGUGAGCUCCUCAGGAGCAGGGCCAUGGCUUUUCCUCCUGUAUUCCCGCCACCCAGCACAAAGCCCAGCACAAAUGUGUGGGUGUUCAGAGAAAACAUGAUGAUAAAACGAACAAGUUAAAUCUUAAAUAAAAUGGUCGCUUUAGUUUCUCAAAAAAAAAAAAUCUCUGUGACUAUGUGGAAAAAAAUCCUCCACAUGGGUUAUAUUUGUAUAAAAGAAACCCUCUAUUUUGGGCUAGUUAAGCCUUUUUAAUUUUUCAUAUGUCUAUUCAGCAGUACAGCAUAUUUAAUUUAAAGUGAUUUUGAAAGUCAUGGGGGCUUUUUAUUAUGCAGCAUGACAUUAUUUCCAUUCUAACAGAUUUCAGUGUGUGAAAUCACUUUACUUUUAGAAAGUAUGUCCUAUACUAAAUUGUUUGCUCACUAUAUUAUGCUAUAUUUCACCUAAAACACCAUUCAUACUACACAUUCUAAGACUGGUGCUUCUGCUUUUAAAGGGGAAAAUGCCAAUUUUUACUGUCACUGAGUAAUAUAUCAUAAUUAAAAUUAUUUAUUUGGACUUUUUCUUUGACAGCUGUGAUUUAAUGUUUGAGUUGCAGUUUUUGAAUGCAGGCAAUAUUUAGAAUAGAUUAAGGUAAAUCCAGCCAUGAUACCUUUUUGUUGAGUAUCUUUCCAUCAUUAACAGUAACUCAAGAAUGGCUGUCGUCCAUUCUUAAGCUUUUGUUACUGGCCAAGAAUUCAAAUAAUUUAAACGGGAAAGGGCCACACCUUAGAAAGUAUGAUGAAGAUUCUAGAAAUAUAAUUAAUGUAUUUUUGUAGUUGUCUAAUACAUUAAUUAAAGUGUAUUUCUAUUUAUUUUAUCAUUUAACCCUCACAGCAGUCAUGUAUAAAUAUAUAAAGAUGGCUUUAUUUCCACAUGAGAAAAAUAAAGCCAAGACUGAUAACACACCCAGUCUCAUACCACUAGUCAAGGCGAGAGUUAAAUAUAAAAUGCAGAAAUACCCUGAGACUUGCAUUUUUCUCAAAUAUGCCACAGAUGCCUCAACUUUCAUGACACUGAGGCCAUUAUGAGGCCAUUAGAGUCCUGAGCAACUACCUAUGUUUAAAAAAGAAAAAGAAAGAAAAAUAAAAAAGAGAAAUGCCAAAAUGUGGUUACAGAAGGUCUGCGGUAUUUUAAAUGUUUACCUUAUAUGAGUGAGCAUAAGGCUAUAAAUACAGAGCUAUCCAGAAUUAUAUUCAUAAUUCUAUUUAAUAACAAUGAAGUUCCAGUGUCUAGAUGUGAGGUUCUUCGUAAAAGAGUAGUCCAAAUGGAGUGUAUCAGCUCUGCGCCUCAGCUGUCAUUCAGGAAAUAGGCUGAGAGACAGACUUUACAGAAAUCAAGGGACUAAAAGCGAAAGAAUCUCCACAGAAUAAGAAAGAUGAAGCCAUGAGUCAUUUUGCUGCUUCUCAAGCUAACCCACAAUACUUUGACUUAAAUGUGCAGAAACUGAUUUUUUAAAAGUCUUUCUAGUCUUGAAAGAGAGUUGAAAGUAAACACUUACCUUACUCUCUUAAUUUCAACAGAAGUCAGCAAAUAAUUAAAAUCAAAGACUUGUCUAUUACUUCCAAAUCAAUUUUAAUUGCCCAAUUCAAUCUUUCAGGAGUCAAAACACUUUCACUAAAAGCCAAAUUAAAAAAAAAAAAUCCCAUUUUAAAAAUUGCAGAUCUCCAUAGCAAUGUAAUUCUUUUGAAAAGUUAGAGCAAAUUUUGCAUGUCUUGCCCAUCUUUAAAGACAUGCGUUAGAAAGCAUUAGCAAUGGUCAAUUUGCUUCCUAGGACUGAAAUAAUGUCAAGCAAAAACAGGGUAGCUAGUCAGGCCUGCACAAUUCCUUAAUAUUACUGGUUCUCUAUCCACUUUAGAAGGACCCAAGCAAGAUUUUCCCCCCUUGGAGGCCUUAACAUUGUAUAAAAAUGUCCAAGUCAGUGAUGAUGUUUUUCAUCUUUCUUAACCUGGUCAGAAUAAAAUAGUUAUAAAUUAAAGAACAAACCGGGAUAAGAACGAAAUCACUUCUACUGUUAUAUUUAAGCAUCAUGAACCCAAGGUUGUGCAAUGAAAAGUCCAGGAAAAAUAUGUGAGUCAACCAAGCCCAGCAGAGAAUACUUAACCAUGAUGCUAUUACUGAGAAUAAUGGAAAAUACAAUUAAGAAUAUGUCAAAAGGAUGGCUGGAGCUGGAGUUCAGUGGCACACCAGUUGGCUAGCAUGCACAGGGCCUGGGUUCAAUCCCCAGACCUGUAAAAGAAAGCACUAAUAACAAGAUAUAAAUAUGUACAUACAUAGUCUAGUAAAAGCAGGCAAUCACACACCUUUCUGAUAGAGAAUUUCAUUUUUAUUCUACUUCCUUGGGGCCCAGGUCAGUGUAAAUCGUUCAAGCUGAAAACUUCAGUAGUGUCUGUUUGCAUGGCAGAAAUUCUGCACAAGUCUUAUCUGAUGCCUAAGGUAACUUAAAAGGCUCUUUUAUGUUAAAAGAGAGGAGAACCUUCUUUGACAGAGUUUGUCUAUUCAACUCCUAACUGGGCCUCUCUUUUUCUCAGGAUCUAUCCUAGCCAAAUAUCUCGGUUACAUUCACCAUAGUUUCCUUUGUGAAAGAACAGUGGGGGAAGAGAUAAUUCUCUGCUGUGUAUUGUAUUUUUCAAAUAAAAAUUUAAAAAUUAAAUUAAAAAA